Molecule: messenger RNA, 7027 nt
Organism: Doryrhamphus excisus (bluestripe pipefish)
Lineage: Eukaryota; Metazoa; Chordata; Actinopteri; Syngnathiformes; Syngnathidae
Gene: tab2
Product: TGF-beta activated kinase 1 (MAP3K7) binding protein 2
Biological process (GO): positive regulation of protein kinase activity; positive regulation of canonical NF-kappaB signal transduction
Molecular function (GO): ubiquitin binding; K63-linked polyubiquitin modification-dependent protein binding
Source: RefSeq, a predicted model, not a curated record
GUUCGUUGCUUGUGCGGCCGCCAUAUUGUGUGCCAGUAUUUUGAUUCGUAUCUACUGGAAGUGAGCAAAAAGAGAAAAGUGAAGGCUGUCGAGGGGAGGGGGCGCCGAAGAAGGGAGCUGUCAAAAACUUCUUCCCAAGUCCGUCCAAAAGCGGAGGGCUGGGGCUCGCUAUCUCUCCUCCGAGGACACAUUAAGACCCGGGGCCUCGGCGCAAGUUAGCUCUUCGCCUGCCUGUUACUCGCUGGACUCUUCUCGGCGUCUCCUGUGUGCCAGCGCCGCGGCCCUCCGGAGGUCCGGCGGCGUUCUGGGGUGUCGAAGUCGGCCCGGGGAGCGGCAGCCGAGACGGGGAAAAAGUUGCUCAAGAUGAAGGCAGCUUGCUGCCACAACUAAUGCUGCAGUGUGCUGAGUAGAACCGACAGUCCUGACCUGGCAACAUACGAAUGGCCCAGGGAAGCCACCAGAUUGACAUUCAGGUUUUGCAUGACCUGCGCCAGAAGUUCCCUGAAGUCCCAGAGGGUGUUGUGUCCCAAUGUGUUCUGCAGAAUAACAACAAUUUAGACGCUUGCUGUGAAUACUUAUCCCAAGUCAGUCCGGGCUACCUGUACAGUGAAGAAGGAAACGUCAGCUUUUCUGAAGACCCCAGCUUAACCAGGCUUCGUAAUCACAUGACCCAGCUGAACCUGGGCCUGCAGUCUCAGAAUGUGCAUGUGGCCCCUGUGCGGGACGGCCUGAGAAUGAACGGCAGUCGGACUUUGGCCCACAGUCUGAGCGACGGGCCCUUGCAGACAAGCCAGGCCCCCAACAGUGACUUCUUUCAGCAGGAGCCCCAGUCUGCUCCAGCAGAAGGGCCCACCAGUCUCAAUGUGUUUACGGCAAUGGAGCCCUCGCGCAAACCACAGCCUCCGCAGCACCUUGGACUCUACCCUCUGGGUGUCAAAGGAAUGACUGUUGGACCCCAGCAAACGCCCCGCUUCAACCCCAUCACAGUGACGCUAGCCCCGCACAUUCAGUCGGGUCGCAACACUCCGACUUCGUUACACAUACAUGGCGGGCCGCAGUCGGGCCUGAGCAGUCCACAGGGGAACUCCAUCUACAUUAGGCCCUAUGUAAGUCAAUGCGGUACGACACGGCAAAACCAGCAGCCGGGAGGCAGGGCCCAGUACAGCCCCACGUCUCAGCCUCAGCAACAGAUCUAUCAGAUCUCACAUCCUUCGUCAUGGUCCGGCUCGCAGCAGGCCUCUUCCUCACAUACCUCACAGCACCACACCCAGCAGGGCCACCAGACAUCUCACGUCUACAUGCCAAUCAGCUCCCCCACAAAUCCCCAGGCACCCUCCAUCCUUCCCUCUGGAAGCCAGGCGUCUUCAUCUGGCGUUUCGUCGUCUUGCUCGUCGUCUUCCUCAUCCUCCUGUUCCUCCGUCAUGCCCACCUCGCUCUCUGCCAUCAGCCAGUACAACAUCCAGAACAUCUCCACUGGCCCUCGGAAGAAUCAGAUCGAGAUCAAACUUGAAUCUCCUCAGAGGAGCAAUUCCACCACAACAACAGCUGUGCUGCGAACAGGCGGUGGGUCCCGUUCUUCCUCCACCUCGUCCUCUUGUCCUUCCUCCUCGUCCACAACUGGAGUGGCAACGGUCCCGAGCACCCCUCUCUCCAUUGGAGGUUCGGGUUUGAGUCGUAGCCAGCCCACUGUUUACAUCUCCCCUAGCCCACCUUCUGCUGCUACCACCCCCUCCGAGGAGGCCGUCAUGGCCUCAGCUGGAUCCCGCUCGCAACCCAAGUUUUACAUUUCAGCCAAUGCCUCCAGCGACGACAGCGGGGGAAGGAACCCUCCCACGGUCUACAUCUCAGCUAAUCCUCCACUGCAGGGGCCGUCGGGUGCGAGGAACAUUGGGGGCCAGGUGAGCAUGGGCCCCGCCUACAUCCACCACCACCCACCCAAGUCCCGUGCCUCCGUGGGAGGGGGAGGCACGGCUUGUUCUCCGCGUGUUGUGGUGACUCAACCCAACACAAAAUAUACUUUCAAAAUCACUGUGUCUCCCAAUAAACCCCCGGCGGUGUCCCCCGGGGUUGUCUCGCCUACUUUUGAGCCCAACAACCUCCUCAGCUUACCCCCGGACCAUCACUUUGUAGAGCCCGAUCCCCUCCAUCUCUCAGACCCGCUUUCACCGCACAAGGAGAGACCAAGUGAGCCUCGCAGACUCAGCAUGGGCUCUGAUGAUGCAGCAUACACACAAGCGUUGUUGGGCCAUCAAAAGGCCCGCAUGGAGAGGCUGUGGCAUGAGCUGGAACUAAAGAAGAAGCAGCUGGAGAAGCUAAAAGAAGAGGUCAACGAGAUGGAGAAUGACCUGACCAGGAGACGGCUGGAGAGGUCCAAUUCUGCAACCCAAAUUCCCUCGAUUGAAGAGAUGAAGCAGUUGCGGUGCAAAAACCGAUCACUACAAAUCGACAUCGACUAUCUCACUAAAGGGAUUGAUCUCUUUCAAAAAAGAGGACCACACUUCAAUCCCAAUGCCAUCCAUAAUUUCUACGACAACAUGGGAUUUCUUGGUCCUGUCCCACCCAAACCCAAAGACCCAGACAGUCAGAGUGUGAAAGCCAUGGCGGACCAGGAGGAAGACGAGGGGACGCAGUGGAGCUGCACUGCCUGUACCUUCCUCAACCACCCAGCCCUCAACCGCUGUGAACAGUGCGAGUUCCCACGGAAUUUCUGAGCCGCACCAGCCCGCCUUUUCCUCCUCUCUAUUACGCUACAAUCCGGGAAACAGGAAUUGCUCUUCCCGAUCCUUUCCCAAGUGCUAUGAAAACUCAGAUGGGGGCGUAAUCGUUUCGUUCGUGCAGCCUCUUUCCUCUCUUUCACCCCCCCCCCCCCAACCGCCACGCCCCUACGAACGCUGUCCUCCUGAAGGUUUGACUGGAUACUGUUUACAGAUUGUUUCUUCCUCAAGGCAGGCACAGUCGAAUGAUACCUCACGUUAGAGACUCGAAUUGUGUGCCCCCCCCCCCUUCACUGUCCCUCCCUCUUUGUGGGGAUACCUCGCUGCUCCCACUUACAGUAUUAGGAGUGUGCCCACCCCCGCAGGGACACAUACGUACACGACACAGGUACCAGCGUGCCUUUUGGCUGUGUCUCAAAUCAAACACUUGUGUACUUUGUUCCUGAGUGUGCAAAUAUCGAGUGUAGCGCUGCACCGAAUCCUUUACAGUCGGAACAUCGCAUCCUCAUUCUUUUGUCGUGGUUUUUCAAUAACGUAUUCAUGAGAUGAUGCCUGAGCGGUGCUUAAUUAUGGCCUAGUAGUCCAGAAAUAUGGUCACGAUGAGACAUUACCAUAACUUGCAAUGCAUGGAUGCAGAGCUAAUUUUUUUUUUAUAUCCCAUUUCAUGUGAAAAUAGUAUAUUUUUGGCAUCUUUCUUCCCUUCCCAGCUUUGUCUCAAAUCCUUUAAGUUUAGAAUAAAUGUCAGCACAGGAUGCAGAACAAAACGUGCUUUCAUCAUAUUAGAAAACUUUCCAACGACGCCAGAAAAAGUUAGCUAGUCGCUUUUGAGAAAUUAUGUCAUCAAAGCUGGUUGGAAUGUCGCCAGAUAUAGCAACAAAAUGUCCGAGUUGGGUACACUGGACAUAACUACGGUCAAGUGUUAAAAUCUACACACAUUGACUUCCUGUUCAGUGCAAAAUAAGUGUCAAUGUAAAAGUCCCAACCAGCUGCCAUUGUGCACUCCCCGGAAUGACCCCAGAAUAGUUAAAAAGUUACACACAUUGACUUCCUGUUCAGUGCAAAAUAAGUGUCAAUGUAAAAGUCCCAACCAGCUGCCAUUGUGCGCUCCCAGGAAUGACCCCAGAAUAGUUAAAAAGCUACACAUUGACUUCCUGUUCAGUGCAAAAUAAGUGUCAAUGUGAAAGUCCCAACCAGCUGCCAUUGUGCGCUCCUCAGAAUAGUUAAAAAGCUACCUAGCCAAGAUGGCCACCAUUGAGGCUGCACACUUAACUGUUUUUAAGUGCAAGUUGCUGGCACACUUAAGUGUAUAAGUACGGAGGUGGGCGAAUUGAGACACAGCCUUAGUUUCUCUUCCUGUUGGUGGGCUUGUGGCAUGGACUUGGGAACCGCUCUCUAUCCGAAGGGAAAACUAACAGACUACUCACGGACUUUGUCGGAUGUUAAAGGGGAAGCCGCCUCUCGAAUGUUCCCCCAAUGACCCCCGUUUCCCUGGUUUCUUUUCUCGAUAUUCCUUAUACAUGCAUGCUUGGUGUACAGAAAGUCCCUUUGAGCUUUUCCCUGUACAUACGUGUAGAAGGUGCCUUCUUGUCGCAAUCCAUCACAUGUAUUUUCCUGUAAGUAUAGCUUUAUAGUCUUUAUUAUUGUUUAGUUCCCCCCCCCCCCUUUUUAAAAGCAACAAACAACCUCCCCCACCUUCUCCCCCGCCUCCCUGCUCUCUUUUCAGGUUGUUGUGCAUUGCCGGUGUCCCUGCUCAACGUUGUGUGGACCAUCUGCACAGGCAGCAAAUCCCGCUUUUCUUCCCAGGAUACCAAAAUGGAAUUUUUUUCCCAAGAAAAUCUCCACAAAUCUUACAAUCUCUCUCUUUUCUUUUUUUUUUUAAAUCUGACAACUGGAAUGUUGUUUUCCUAUUUGGGGACACCUUGCUGUAAAGACGCUCCCAGGCUGUGUCUUCAUUGGAAGACUUGCGUCAGUACACUUAAGUAAGUACACUUAAGUAAGUACACUCUCUGCUUUCUGAGUGCCUGCGUUUUUUGACAAGCCACUCCUGUCCCGUCGGCGUGCACUUUCCACUCAGGUUAGCCCCUCCCCUUUCGGAUGCCAAGUCAACGCAGGGCUAGUAUUAUAAUUGACUGUAAUGGGCCUGCCUGUAAGUUAUGUGCCAAAGUGGCGUUUUCAAACCUUAGCUACGGUGCUACCAAAAAUAACGCACGUGGAUCCACACAAUGCAACUUCAAUACACCCACUGCACAUGCUGGGAAGCCUGUGUGCAUGCUUGUCCAACAGGUUACCCAGCAUGCCUUGCGGGUUAUAAACGAGCAGAACAUAGUAUUGUUUUGUAUGCAUUUGUGUCUUUAAUCCAAUACACUCAUAGUUGCUCUGGUACAAGUACAUUGUGUUCCACAUGUUUUGGUUGCACCGUGAGUAAGGUUUGGUUUGUGUCCACAAACGUAUUCCCCGAGUUUGUAAACAAUUUAAACAAAAUAGCACAGAAGUAGCCCGCCCCUACUUUUCAGCAUGCACUCAUGCACUUAACAGACUAAGUGUACUUUAAGUACGCAAGUGUGCCAGUUGAGACACAGCCUCCAUGUCCAGUACAACCCGAGUACUCCUUCCUUGUUACUGUGUGCCUGAAAAUGUUUUGGUUUUUUUUUUUCUAAAGUGGUACCAAAGGUUCACAGUAAUACUUCUGCCUAAAGUGCCCUUAAUAUUCACAAAAGGUUUUAUUUGUAGACAAAUAUAAAUGAGCACAAUGUAAUCCUAUUUGUUAUUUGGCCUCGUCGUCCCCAAGCUUUUAUUGGUGGGGGGCUUCUACUUCUUCAAUUUCUGUCUUCUUCCCCAUCCCUCCCUCCAACCACCCCCCCCCCCACCCCCACAUACAAACUUUCAAAGAAUAACAUUGCAUUUGUGCCUUUCAAACGAUUCCGUUGGUAUAUUUGAACCUACAGUAUUUGCAGGUUUUAUUACCAUAAUAGUCAAAUCCAGAGACAGAGAGAAGUAGAAGAGCAAAUCAUAUCUCUAAAGCACUUAAUGCCAAACCUUCCCCCUUUUUUCAGCCCAAAGAAAAACAGUUUUCAGCUUUUAUCUGCACCUUGGUGUGAAGAGGCAAUUUAUGUGUUUUAUUACAUGGUGGAAAAAACAUUUCAAUAUCUAAAAAAAAAAAAAACAAGUCUUUGGUUUUAUCUGGGAAACUCUUUGUAACAGAUAAGUUAUUUGUAAAAAUAAUAAUAAAAAAAUAAAAUCUUUUCAGAUUUUGGGGAAAUAGUGGAUUUGCGUGUGUGAUGUUUUGUCCACCAGGUGGCAGUCGAUGACAAUUUCAACCCAAAAUGGCGCCUGUGUCAGGUAAGCUAGCUCAUUUCCUAAACCUGAUUUUUUGGGGCUUGAAAGCCAUUAGACAAUUGUACAUUAAAAUGUUCAAAUUCAACUCUUUACUAUAGUUCAAUUCGGAGAAAACAGGAAAAUAUUGCCUGGGAUACGGAAAUUAGCUAAAAGUGCAUUCAAAACUUUAUUUAAACUUUAUUUUCAAAUGAGAAAUUACCAUAAACAAUGUAACAGUAUGUAUCGUUUGUGAACACAUUAGUAUUUAAAAACAUGUCACAAAUUGGCCUUAAAAUAAGACACUCGGUACAUGUCACUUUCAAUUAUUGUGAAAUCAUGUUAUUUUUUCAGUUUUUAAGUACAUUUAUGGUAUGACAGUCAAGUGCCAUCAAACUGACUGUAAUACAGAAUACGACCAGAAGAAGACACGCUUCCGGUAUUGAUGUCAAUAUUAUCGUCUCGUGUAUACUAACAAAAUUCCUCGCAUCCUUUGGUCGUGGGUUUUGUUACGCGCAUUUGUUAGUGCGGUUUGUGGUGAACAACCAAUGAAGUGACCACGUAAUUCAUGAAAGCUGCCAUGUAAUCCUCACUUUGAGGCUUUUAAUUUGAAAAGCUACAGGAAGUAACAUGUCUGGAGCACGCCAUUCUCAGUGUUUGUCACUCUUGCGCUCUUUCAGUCAUCCAAAUGUACAAAUGAUUGGUCAGCAUUUUUUAAAACGUCUUUUUAAAAUGUCUUUUUUAUAUGAACUCGUCCCCAAAAACAAUUCACAGUUGCCUGAAAACAGUGAAACCGCUAAGGCAGACAUUUUCGGUUCACAGUGUGUUUUUCUUUUUAGCAGUUAGCUUAAUUGUAAAAUAAAUAAUUAACAGUGUUAGUUAGAUUGCUUUGAAAAAGCCGAAGAAUCGGGAUUUAGCUUUGUAGUGGCAUAUGCCGUUGACAGCUUCACGAUUAAUGCUGGUGAUCUGCAAUUAUCUAGGUACACGCUAGAGGGCAGUGU